Anthonomus grandis grandis is the source of this 1237-nucleotide messenger RNA. Its product is annotated as phospholipase A1 member A-like. The record is from RefSeq and is a predicted model, not a curated record. The transcript has 7 exons. Lineage: Eukaryota; Metazoa; Arthropoda; Insecta; Coleoptera; Curculionidae. Gene Ontology annotation, molecular function: lipase activity. The coding region runs from base 106 to 1179 and encodes 357 amino acids.
CAAGUGUUGAUCAGUUAAGACCAUUUGUGGCCUACGGUUCUUCGUAUUUUCAAUUUCAGUCGCGUGUUUUAUUCUUCCUUUCGGUCUUCCUGGACUGCAACCACGAUGAAAGUAUUACUAGGAAGUGUUUUAGUGGGUUUCAUAGUGGUUUUAACACACAAAAAUGCGAACGCUCAAAGUUCCAUUUUCGACCCCAUAAAGGACGCCCUUUACUUGCAUAACUUCGUACAGACCAACAACACCCUGCAGGACUGCGUGUUCAGGCCCGCUAACGCCAAGGACAUGUGUCCGGACCCCGAUAUUAGAUACAUUUUAUACUCCAAUGGGCAAAAACAAGUGCUCGACCACGGACAAACUGACUGGCUGAGGCAAAGCAUUUGGGACCCUUUAAAAGAGGAUUUGUUCCUAGUUCAUGGAUACGCUGGCGGGGAUGACGCUCUACCAAUGAACGUCCUAAGAGACGCGUACAUCCGAAACGGUUCGUACAACGUCUGGAUCGUGGAUUGGGGCGCGUUGGGGGAAGCCCCCUGCUACAGGGCGGCGGUGACGAACAUGCGUGCGGUCGCCCGAUGUACCGGGGAACUGCUGACCUCCUUAAGGAUCGCAGGUUUACCGACCGAGAAACUCACCUGCGUGGGACAUUCCUUAGGUUCGCACGUUUGCGGUUUGAUUUCCAAAUACGUGAUGUUCCGGAUGCAUCGGAUCGUCGCUCUGGAUCCCGCCAGGCCGUUGAUCACCAACCAGAUCAAGUUGAACGUUGGCGACGCCGCUGCCGUUCACGUUCUACACACGAAUGCCGGACAUUACGGUGAGGGUGGCCGAGGGGGGCACGUGGAUUUCUGCAUUAACGGCGGAAGGAUCCAGCCCUACUGCGAAAACGCCGAUAUUGAUGCCCAGUUGUGCAGUCACAUAUGGGCAAUUUGUUAUAUGGCCGAGAGUAUCGAUCCCAGGACGCAGAAAAAGGCCGAGCCGUGCUCCAGGAGGUGUCCCUCAGGACCCGUGCCUGCCAGACCAAUAAACCGAGUGGGAAUCCCCGUUUUUAUGGGCCAAAACACACCCUUAACGGCUGCUGGCUCCUAUUGCGUGCACGACAGUCAGCCCCCUUAUUGUCCGAAGAAGCCGGGGGAUGCUGGGGAUGUCCGGUGCUGCUUGAAACCACCUUCUUUUACCCAACAAUGAAUUGUCCACGGGUAUUUUAAUCGAAUUAUGGUAGCUUUAAUAAAAAUUUAACGAACUA